AUGGCUACCUCCGCCCAGUCGCCCGAGAUACCCUAUUUCGUCGGUCUCAUCAAAACUCUAACAAACACGCAACUGAAGGACCUGUUGAGAAAUCAGGGUCUCCAAGUGUCGGGGGUCAAGGCAGCCUUGCAACUUCGCAUUAUUGAGUACCUCGAACGCCUCUCCAGCUUGGAAGGGAACACCGUCCGCUACGAUGCGCUGAAGAGAAGCAUCCACGCUACAGCAAUCCCUGGCUCUGGGGCAUAUCACCCAAGCCCGGGCUAUCAGUAUCAGCCACCUCCCUCGCAGCCGUCACCGGCGCAGGUCCGCUCUGCCGCUCUGGGAAUCUUUAUGCCGUCCCACUCGUACAAUCCAGGUCCCUUGGUUUUCAAAGAAAGUCCAUUUUACACCGUCUUGGAACCUCUCACCUCUGUGGUAGAAUGCAAAAUUCGAGAGCAGACAAGAGAUAGUAUAGAGCUCAAGCUUGUGCUAUCACUCCCAAUCAUCUCGAGGCUGGACAGGGAUCCCAACCUUCGGGUGAUGGUUUACUGUGCGGCAGACUCCGGCCUCAAGCAAUACACCAAGUCCGAUAUCGCGUUUCCGCAUCAGGUUGAGCUCAAGGCGAACCUCGAUGAAGUCAAAGCCAAUCUUCGGGGGCUGAAGAAUAGACCUGGCACCACGCAACCCGCAGAUGUCACGCCUUACUUACGGAAAAAACCGAAUUAUUCCAACAACAUCGUUAUGACUUAUGCAUUGACCCAGAAGGCAAGAAAUCUAGUCUCCCCUGCAAUUGGUCCUAUGCCUGGCCUUGGACUAACCGCUCUGCAGAAAUUCUUUGUGAUCGCCAACCUGGUUCAGCGACAUCCAGUAGAGGAGCUUGUCGCGCAGUUGCAGUCGCGCAAACUCAUUUCGAAGGAGCAGGUCAUCCGCGAAAUGAAAAAUCGUGCCAAUGACUCUGAUAUUGUUGCUACAUCCAGCGUCAUGUCUCUCAAGUGCCCUCUGUCCACUCUUCGGAUCCAGGUCCCAUGUCGUUCUGUCAUUUGCACUCAUAACCAAUGCUUCGAUGCAUCCUCAUUUCUAGAACUGCAAAAGCAGGCACCCACGUGGACCUGCCCUGUAUGUUCCAAGUCAACUAGCUUCGAGUCACUGCAGAUGGACCAAUACGUCGAUGAUAUCCUCCAAUCAACAUCGUCCGACAUGGAUCAAGUCGUUAUUGAACCCGAUGGGACAUGGUUAACACCCGACGAUGCAGGGUCAGCCAAGCUGGCCGGCGGUACACCCGCAUCAGAGGGAGAUGAUGACUUGAUUGAGAUCAUUGAGCCCAGCAUCGCUCCAGUGAAGCAAGAGCCUGUUCCCCUGAGUGUCUCUCUGGCGCGGACACCAGCGCAGUCAAGGGAAACGUCAACUCCAUCAUCUGCAGCUCGCAUGUCGAGCAAAAAGCGACCUGCUACACAGGUUAUUGAUCUCAUUAGUAGUGGGGAUGAAAGCGACGAGUCUCCCGCGCCUCCUCCUAAACGACCCGCACUUGACAUGGCCGUUCGCGCUUGGCCUCGACCAAGUCAUCAUACAUCCACUAGUGCCCCUUUUAACGGUGGGCCCCAUUCGUCGUCGAACUAG
Messenger RNA from Penicillium alfredii, 1596 nucleotides. Its product is annotated as transcriptional regulator family: Zinc finger MIZ-type. Gene Ontology annotation, biological process: protein sumoylation. NCBI's taxonomy places the organism in Eukaryota, Fungi, Ascomycota, Eurotiomycetes, Eurotiales, Aspergillaceae. The transcript is spliced from 6 exons. Gene Ontology annotation, molecular function: zinc ion binding; SUMO ligase activity. Bases 1 to 1596 code for a protein of 531 amino acids. The record is from RefSeq and is a predicted model, not a curated record.